AUGUCCUCAUCGCGUGGAAGGGUAGAAGACGUAUAUGAGUCGCAGAAUGACCAACGGCUCGACGAACUGCAUUCAAAAAUCAGGACAUUGCGUGGGAUAACGACAGACAUUCAUUCAGACGUAGAGUCGCAGAAUCUUAUGCUUGACGAAACAGGCGACCGUUUCUCGUCUUUCGGUUCUCAGCUAAUGCAGACCUCUCGGCGGGCCGGGCAGGCAUUUGGCAUCGGUACAGGCAGCCUGAAGCCGUGGCGGAUUGCCAUGCUUAUCGUUGGCGUUUUCCUGGCGUUCUGGGUGUCAUCGAAGUUGCUGCGGUGGUGGUGGGGCAGUCCCGCAUGA
This is a messenger RNA of Cyclocybe aegerita, 336 nucleotides long. The record is from the annotation of a GenBank genome assembly. Lineage: Eukaryota; Fungi; Basidiomycota; Agaricomycetes; Agaricales; Hemipholiotaceae.